AGUGAUAAUAGCCCACCAAAAAAAAGCUCACCAAAAAAUAAUAAUAGUGAUAAUAGAAACCUAUAUAUAUAAAUUCAUCUCCUUGUUUCAAAAUAAAACUUCAAAAUACAAAAACCCUAGCUGAAGAAACGAAUAAACUCGUCAAUCCCUCAAACGAAUAAAUUUCGCACUAGCCAGCCAUUUAGAUGGAGUGGAACCCUCAAACUCGUCAAUCCCUCCGCCAAUGCUUCCUCAACACUCUCUCCCCAGCGCUAGAGCCUCGCCGUGUUGCCGAAUUUCGCCUAUCAGAAGCCGCUGGCCUUACCAACUUUGGCCUUGUCAUCCUCCGCCUUGUUGCUGAACCAGACGAGAAGAUUGAGCCAUCCAUCGACGAGCAGAUCCGACUAGCUGCCGCCGUUAACUUCAAGAACCACCUCCAUGGUCAUCGGAAGACAAUCCGAAUACUGAAUCCGAGAAAGAGCAGAUCAAAACCCUAAUCGUUCCUCUCAUGCUCUCUGCAACUUCCAAAAUCCAAUCCCAAUUACAUCACAAUUACAAUCUUGAUGAUGCUAAUGCUAUUUCUUCAUUCAAUCGAAUGCUAUAUAUCAAUCCUACCCCACCCAUCUUCCAAUUCAACAAGAUAUUAAUUUCCCUUGCUAAGAUCAACAAUUACCCUACUGCUAUUUCCCUCUCUAAUCAAAUGGAAUUCAAAGGAAUUCAACCUAAUUUUCAUACUCUGAACAUCCUACUCAAUUGUUUCUGCCAACUAGCUCAACUAGAUUUUGCAUUUUCUGUAUUGGCAAAAAUUCUCAAGCUAGGUUAUCAGCCAGAUAUGAUAACAAUGACUGCACUUAUGAAAGGCAUGUGUCUUAGUGGUCAGGUUAAAGAAGCAUUGGGUUUUCAUGACGACGUUAUAUCCAAGGGGUUUAAGCUUGAUCAAGUUAGUUAUGGAAUCUUGAUUGAUGGCUUAUGUAAAAAAGGAGAAACAACAGCUGCCCUGCAGUUGCUUAGAAGGAUUGAAGAGUUAAUGGUUAAACCAAACGUGGUAAUGUACAGUAUAGUCAUUAAUAGUCUUUGCAAGGAUAAACUUGUGAGUGAUGCUUUGCAUUUAUAUUCUGAAAUGAUUGUCAAGAAUAUUUAUCCUGAUGUUGUCACUUACACUAAUUUAAUAUAUGGCCUUUGCAUUGUGUGUCAAUUCAAAGAAGCUGUUGGUUUGUUAAAUGAAAUGUUGUUGAAAAACAUCAGCCCGGAUGUUGUUACUUUUAAUAUAUUGAUUGAUGGUUUAUCUAAGGAAGGAGAGUUGAGAAAAGCUAAAAAUGUCUUGGCUAUUAUGAUAAAACAAGGUGUGAAACCAGAUGUUGUUACUUAUAAUUCUUUAAUGGAGGGGUAUUUUUUGGUUAAAGAAGUGAACAAGGCCACAUAUGUAUUCAAUACAUUUGCUCAAAGGGGAGUGAUUCCUGAUGUUGUUAGCUACAAUGUCAUGAUUAAUGGUUUAUGCAAGAAUAAAAUGGUGGAUGAAGCCAUGGAUCUCUUCAAAGAAAUGCAUUUAAAAAACAUAGCUCCUAAUACUAGAACAUACAAUUCACUUAUUGAUGGGCUUUGCAAAUCGGGGAGAAUCCCUGAUGCUUGGGAUCUUGUUGAUGAGAUGCAUGAUAGAGGCCAUCCUGCUAAUGUGAUCACCUACACUUCUAUAUUGGAUGCAUUGUGCAAAAACCAUCAGUUUGACAAGGCAAUUGAAUUAUUGGCGAAGAUCAAAGACCAACAAAUUCAGCUAAAUAUGCAUACAUACACUAUACUUGUCGAUGGACAAUGCAAAAAUGGAAGACUUAAGGAUGCACUAGUGGUUUAUCAGGAUCUUUUGAUUAAAGGCUACCAUUUAGAUGUGACGAUGUAUACUGUUAUGAUUAACGGGCUUUGUAAAGAGGGCUUGAUUGAUGAAGCAUUGUCCUUAAUGUCAAAAAUGGAAGAUAAUGGUUGCACCCCUGACGGCAUAACUUACACAACUCCUAUUGAUGCUUUGUCCAAAAAUGGAAAGAAUGAGAAGGCGAUGAAACUUUAUCGUGAAAUGAUUGCUAGAGGUCUUUUAUAAGAGUCGAACUAG
Messenger RNA from Trifolium pratense (red clover), 2080 nucleotides. Its product is annotated as pentatricopeptide repeat-containing protein At3g22470, mitochondrial-like. The record is from RefSeq and is a predicted model, not a curated record. The transcript has a single exon. Gene Ontology annotation, molecular function: protein binding. Lineage: Eukaryota; Viridiplantae; Streptophyta; Magnoliopsida; Fabales; Fabaceae. The coding region runs from base 488 to 2068 and encodes 526 amino acids.